Molecule: messenger RNA, 1980 nt
Organism: Protomyces lactucae-debilis
Lineage: Eukaryota; Fungi; Ascomycota; Taphrinomycetes; Taphrinales; Protomycetaceae
Product: eukaryotic translation initiation factor 3 subunit D
Exons: 1
Coding region: 159-1898 (579 amino acids)
Biological process (GO): translational initiation
Cellular component (GO): eukaryotic translation initiation factor 3 complex; cytoplasm
Molecular function (GO): translation initiation factor activity
Source: RefSeq, a predicted model, not a curated record
UUGGUUGCCCUCUAUGGACAAGAUGUAGCCACCCACAGCUCUUCCUCAAUACUUCUCUUUUGCUCCUGGAUUUCGCUGUAGUCACGUGCUUGAUCUUUUUUUCCUUCCCAAAGUCACAAACGAGCAAAAGAGCACAGAAGCAGCGUCUGACACAACUCAUGGCACCUUCCUUUCGUCUGCCUGACCUAGGCCCGACUGAUCAAUGGGGUCCUGACCUCAGUCAACCUUUCCUCAACAAGCAAAAUGACAAGAUUGAAUUCUUUGCUCCAUUCACAAAGACCGACCGUCUAGGCAAGAUUGCCGACUGGGCGGCUGAUCCAGCCCAGGUACAACGUAAUGAGAAUGCUCAACGUAUGCGGACUGGUGCGUUCGGUCCUGGUGGUCGUCGUGGUGAUGUCAAUGCUGGUGGGUAUGGCAGUGGUGCUGGUGCUGCCAAUUCCUUAUUUGCUUAUGCCCAUGCAGAAGAUGAGGCGAGUUUUAGUCUUGUUGAUAAUCGACCCACCAAGACGACAUUGGGUCGUGGAGGUCGAGGCGGCGCUGGUAUGAUGCGUGGUGGCAAUCGGGGUGGUUUCCAGUCUGGUGGUCGUGGUGGUUUCAAUAGCCGUGGUGGCGGUCCAGGUGGUGCUGGUGGUCGUGGUGAUCAUGGCGGUCGUGGUGGACAAGGCGGACGCUACGGAAAUCAGGGCUAUGGUCGUGGUGGUCGUCGAUUCGGUUGGAAGGACGACAAGCCGCAACGUAUGCGUGAUGCUUCCAUCACCGUCAAGGCCGACUGGCAGCUUCUCGAAGAAAUUGAGUUCAACCGACUUGCGAAGCUCAAUCUCGACGUUGGAGAAGGCGAUGACUUGGAGACUUAUGGUUUCUUGCAGUACUACGAUCGCGCCUUUGACAAGACCAGUGUCAAGCUUGAGCGUACCUUGGCUGUGGUGGACAAAGUGCAGUACAACCCAACCGCCUCUGAAGAUCCCAUCAUUCAACGGCUCGCAAGCGAGAAGGCCGCACAAAUCUUCGUCACAGACAAUGUGCUUUCUAUGCUGCUCUGUGCGUCGCGUACAGUUUACCCAUGGGAUAUGAUUGUCACACGCAAGGGCGACCAGCUCUUCUUUGACAAACGCGAGGGUGGUCCCUUUGAUUUCCUUACCGUCAAUGAGAAUGCACUUGAGCCUCCAAUGGAUCCUGAAGGCAAUGUCGGCGGUGGCAUCAACACGCCUGCAUCGCUCUCCAUGGAAGCGACCCACAUCAACUCCAACUUUGCCCUGCAAGUGGUUGAUUCUGGUGAGAGCGGUUCUCUGCAGAUGGAGCACCCAAACCCCUUCUACAACGAAAAGCAAGAGACGGAACCUGUUGCACCGAAAGCGUACAAGUACCGCUUAUUUGAUGUGUCAACGUCUGCUGAAGAGCCUGUGACGCUUGUUGUGCGAUCGGAGGUGGAUGGAGUCAUGAAGCAGCCGUCUGGCGAGGAUGCACUUAUCAGCAUCAAGACGCUCAAUGAAUUUGACAGCAAGGCAUUCGGUGCUGGUGGUGCUGUUGACUGGCGCUCAAAACUCGACACGCAGCGUGGUGCGAUUGUUGCAACGGAAAUGAAGAACAAUUCAAGCAAGCUUGCUCGAUGGACGGCACAGGCCAUUCUCGCUGGUGUCGAUGUCAUGAAGAUUGGAUUUGUUUCGCGUGUCUCUCCUCGUGAUGCACAGCGUCAUACGAUCUUGGCCACAGCGACAUACAAGCCUCGCGAGUUUGCGUCGCAGAUGAAUCUCAACCUCUCCAAUGGCUGGGGUAUCGUCCGUACGAUUGUGGAUGUAUGCAUGAAGCAGGAGGAUGGCAAGUACAUCCUUGUCAAGGACCCAAACAAGAGUGUCAUGCGCAUCUAUGGCCUCGGUCAAGAGUCGGCAGAGGCUCUAUAGCAUAGAACAAGCUAGCACUCUCUUUCUUCAGGUAGACAAUUUGAAGCAUUUUUGACUUAAAUCCGUGCGAUGAACCUGAAAG